Messenger RNA from Tupaia belangeri chinensis (Chinese tree shrew), 1382 nucleotides. Its product is annotated as zinc finger protein OZF-like. Gene Ontology annotation, molecular function: DNA-binding transcription factor activity, RNA polymerase II-specific; RNA polymerase II cis-regulatory region sequence-specific DNA binding. Gene Ontology annotation, cellular component: chromatin; PcG protein complex; transcription regulator complex. NCBI's taxonomy places the organism in Eukaryota, Metazoa, Chordata, Mammalia, Scandentia, Tupaiidae. The transcript has 3 exons. The record is from RefSeq and is a predicted model, not a curated record. Bases 1 to 1293 code for a protein of 430 amino acids. Gene Ontology annotation, biological process: regulation of transcription by RNA polymerase II.
AUGUUUAAAGGGCAACGCUGGGGGUCCAAAGCCCAGGAGGGGAGGCGGUGUGGGAGGCAAAGGGAUGCCAAGCACGACCACGUGCCGAGCUCUUGGCCAGAGGCGAGGGAGGAUGCCUCGGGGUGUCCCGAUGUGCCUGCGAGGGAGUGCAAGGAGGGCGGACAAUCCAUUGCCAAACCUGCAGUGAUCUUCAAGUUGGAACAAGGAGGAGAUCCAUGUACAUUAGAAGAAUUUUCCACCUUGAGCCUCCCAGGAGAGAAGCCCUAUGAGUAUAAACAAUGUAAGAAAACGUUUUCCCAGAAUUCAGACCUCACUGUUCAUCAGAGGAGUCAUAUAGAAGAGAAAUCCUAUGAAAAUAAAAUAUGUGGGAAUAUGUUCUACAAGAAGCCACACUUCACUCUACAUCAGAGAACUCACACUGGAGAGAAAUCCUAUGAAUGUGGAGAAUGUGGAAAAUUUUUCAGUUCCAAGCCAAUCUUGAGUAGACAUUGGAAAAUUCACACAGGAGAGAAACCCUAUGAAUGUGAACAAUGUAGGAAAAUGUUUUCCCGGAAAUCACAGCUCACUGAGCAUCAGAGAACUCACACAGGAGAAAAAGCCUUUGAAUGUGAACAGUGUGGGAAAAGAUUCUCCAGCAAGGGGUACAUCACUGUACAUAGGAAAACUCACACAGGAGAGAAGCCCUAUGAAUGUGAACAAUGUGGGAAAAUGUUCUCCCGCAAGUCAUAUCUCACUAAGCAUUGGAGAACACACACAGCAGAAAAACCUUAUGAAUGUGAACAAUGUAGAAAAAUGUUCUCUUGCAGGUCAUAUCUCACUAGGCAUUGGAGAACACACACAGGAGAAAAAUCCUAUGAAUGUAAACAGUGUAAUAAAAUGUUCUCCCAGAAGUCAUAUCUCACUGCCCAUAGUAGAACUCAUACAGGAAAGAAGCCCUAUGAAUGUGAACAAUGUGGAAGAAAGUUCUCCCAGAAGUCUCACCUCACUGAGCAUCAGAGAACUCACACAGGAGUAAAAGCCUUUGAAUGUGAACAGUGUGGGAAAAGAUUCUCCAGCAAGGGGUACAUCACUGUACAUAAGAAAACUCACACAGGAGAGAAACCCUAUGAAUGUGAACAAUGUGGGAAAAUGUUCUCCUGCAAGUCAUAUCUCACUAAGCAUUGGAGAACACACACAGGAGAAAAAUCCUAUGAAUGUGAACAAUGUAAUAAAAUGUUCUCCCAGAAGUCACAUCUCACUGUCCAUAGAAGAACUCAUACAGGAAAGAAACCCUAUGAAUGUGAGCAAUGUUGAAGAAAGUUCUCCCAGAGGGCACACCUCACUGUACAUCAGAGAACUCAACACAGAAGAGAAACCCUAUGAUUGUGAAGAAUUAAUACAAC